AGGGGGACACGUGCUGCGGCAAACUGGGGGGAUUCUGAGACACUAUGAGACACUUCUCAUCUUGCUCCUGGCCAAAAGCCGUCGGAGCGUCGGGACGUUCCGGGGCCUCCCGUGUUUUCCACCGCGCGACAUGAGCGACGAGAUGAGUUCCCGGUCGUCGACCAGCCCCAACGAAGAUCUUCCCAUGGAAGGGCACACAGCACACCAUGUGGUGAGUGACGACUUUGAGGACAUUGAUUUGGAAGAGUGCGUCCCAGAUGAGGCCGAGCUGCCAGACGUGGACUCCGACCUGGCCAAAACGCGGCUCGCGCGGCUGGUGGCCAUGAUUGAGCGAAUGGAGCCCACCCGCCCCGAGAUCAUGCGGGCGGUGCCCCUGCAUCGAGUGCUGGCGUGUGUGGGGAAGGUCUUCUGGACGGCGGAGGGAGAUUUCUUUCAGCUCAGCAAGGAGACGACAUCUUAUGAUGAGUUCUUGAGUCAUAGCUGGCAGGUCGAAAGCUGGAAGAAAGUCUUGCUCCUGAUGAUCUUGAAAAAUGGCUUUCCUGCCAGCGUGAUCGGUACUUCGGGAGCUUUGCUCAUGGUGGUACUUUGGCAGUUCGGUUUCCUACCUGGCUUUGUCAAGCUCGAGUUCCAGUUUUCCUUUUGGUGUUCUGUUGUUGGCAUGACCCUUGGGCUGUCGACCCUGAUAUUUUGGAGAUCUCACCGCUUAGUGUUUGUUGAUAGAAUGUGCAUCAAUCAAUUUGAUGGACGCAUGAAGGCUGAGGGAAUCAUGAACAUUGGAGCUAUGCUGAAGGCUUCCAAAUCCCUUCUUGUCGUUUGGGACGAAUCGUAUGCGGAUCGAUUGUGGUGCAUCUUCGAGCUCGCUGCAUUUCUGAAGGCUCAUCCAGAAGUGUCCAGCGGAAAAUCCAGAAUCUUGCAGGUGAAGCCCUUGAUGCUAGGUUUCACUGUAUGCAAUCUGUGUGUAUGUGUCUUUUUGGCUGGCACUUUUGGCGUGCUCAAUCCCGCAGAAGAUCUGAUGGUCAUUUGGUCAUUGCUGUUGUUGUUCAUGCUCUUCGAGGGCCUCUCAUUAAGCCAUACUGUCCGCGGAUACUAUCGAUCCUUGGAAGCGAGCAACCGUAAGCUGCAGCAGUUUGAGCUGCGCCAUUCUUUUUGCUGGUGUUGCAGUGUGAAUCACCUGAACCCUGCGAGUGGCCAGCCCAUUCAAGUGUGCGAUCGGGAGAUUGUUCGCCAAUGUGUGACCAGCUGGUUUGGCUCGGAGCAAGAAUUUGAUCAUUCGGUGCGAUCAGUUGUCGCCCAUGCACUUAAACAACAACUUGGAUGUGAUGCAUUUCCAUACACUUGGAUGCUUGGCUCCACCACGCCUCUCUUGUGGCCUCUAUUUGACUUUGUGGCAUCCUACCAAGGAGCAGAAAAGAUGCGUUACCUAGCCCCAAGCUGGGCGAUUAGGAUUCUGGCCUACUGGCUUUGGGGCAUUCCUUUUCCUGCAACGGUUGGGCUUUUCGCUGCACGCUGUUUGCGAGAAAAGGGGCAGAGCAGAUUCCGAGACUUUCUGAAGACUCUCUUGGUGAUCAUAAUCGCUGCGCCCUGCGGACUUGUGGUGAUCGGUUGGCAGAUUUACAUUGAGCUGAACUUUUUCGAUGAACUGCAGAGUGGUCAUGAGACAUGGGCUUCGUUGCUCUUCGUGGGUGGCUGUGCUGUGAUGUUUUGGGCGGCUCGAAAGGCUUAUCACCUCAGCAAUCAGCGCUUCUUCAAGAGCCUUACGCUGGCGACCUCAUAAGACACCUGAACUGCUGGCAGUAAUACACCCCACUGCUAGUUGAUUCACCUUUUGUUAGUAGACUGGGCGGGUAGGCCGUAGAGGUCAGGUAGGUCAGCUAGGGAGCCGGUCGCUGGUAGAAGCAAGGUAGCUAGUAGCUUAAGUAGCUCCUACGCAUGGACGCAGGAUAGCGCUCGCAUUAUUUGGUUCCAUUGCUACCCUUCGGCCCUCAAGUCUAAGGAACAGAUCAUCUUCCAAAGCCUCGUUCCCGAGCGGGUGGUCUUAACAGCCAUGUGCAAACUGCCAGCGAAGGGAUUGGCAGAUGUUUCACUGGCACCUGGAGACCUCCGAGCUUUGCUUUUCUUUUCCAC
Durusdinium trenchii is the source of this 2124-nucleotide messenger RNA. The record is from the annotation of a GenBank genome assembly. NCBI's taxonomy places the organism in Eukaryota, Dinophyceae, Suessiales, Symbiodiniaceae.